AUGAACAAGAACAUAAUUCUUUAUGCUUUGUUUUUAGUCCUAUGUGUUUAACCAACAAAGGCUUAUUCUGUUUUUGACUUUGGAUAUAGUGAUUUAGAGAAUGCCAAUCCAACAUAAUUAGUUUAUAAUGUAAAACUUACAUCAAAAACAGAUCGGCGUUUACUCAUUCUUAGGAAUAUUACAGUAUUUGCUUGUUAGUGCUAUAUUUGAAUGGAAAAAUCCUAUGCCUAAAAAUAAGUUAAGAAUGGAAAAUAUAAAAAGGGAAAUCAAAUAUGGUACAACAUAGAUAUUUUUACAAGUUGCAUAUUCAAUGGUAUAAUUACAAUAUGAUUAUAAUAGAUAUUCUAUCAUUAUGUCUAUCCAUAUUGUUAAUGGUAUCGUUAUUAUACAAUAAACUCAUAUGGAUUAUUGAAUUUUGGAUACGGAAUGGUCUUUUUGUAUAUUUGGACCACAGGUAUGAAUUAAAAAUGUAUCAAAUAGUAUUGGGAUAUUGGGUUCAUAGGAUUUUCCAUUUCAGAUUUCUUUAUAAGCAUGUUCAUAGUGUACAUCAUUCAUUUAGAGAACCAACUGCCUUUGGAUAUUGUGCAACACAUCCACUUGAAGGAAUCAGUGAAGUGAAUACUGUGUUACAUUUGGCAGAAUUGAUAAUACCAAUACAUCCUUUGAUGACUUUGUUUUUCUUUGAGUACAUCACAGUAAAUGAGAUGAUGGGACAUGAUGGAGGGUAAAAUAAUAAUAAUAUAUAUUAUAGUGAAUAUGAUCAUUCUGAUCAUUACAGACAUCAUCUAUAUUAUGUAGUAAAUUAUGGUGAUACAAUAAUGGAUGAAUUUUUUGGGACUGUUUACAAUUCUGUAAUAUAAUUCAAUUUAUACAUAGAAAAAUUACCCAAUAAAAGCUAAAUGUACUUAUGUAGAAUCUAUUGAGGAUAGAACAGAGGCUAUAUUUAUGAAAUAUAAAUGA
Messenger RNA from Paramecium pentaurelia, 960 nucleotides. The record is from the annotation of a GenBank genome assembly. Lineage: Eukaryota; Ciliophora; Oligohymenophorea; Peniculida; Parameciidae.